Molecule: messenger RNA, 1341 nt
Organism: Klebsormidium nitens
Lineage: Eukaryota; Viridiplantae; Streptophyta; Klebsormidiophyceae; Klebsormidiales; Klebsormidiaceae
Source: the annotation of a GenBank genome assembly
CCCGAUUUGCAUGAAACUUUUCAAGCACUCCCCUUGGCGCACAUGUAUGAUGUAGCCUUUGUUUACCUGGGCACAGGAUGCUUUGAAAGGAGCUGGGCUUCAAAGUUCACACCCAAUCUGGGUAGCCCUUCGGAUGUGUCCGAAGGCGGCGUCUCUGGUGCACCUUGGUGCUGGAGUUGAAGAGCUCGGGGUGCUUCCGAACAGCAUUCGAUUUUGAGUAGAGUCACCCUACCGCAAUGGAGCCUAUCGUAAACCUGUAUGAAGAUGAGGACAUAGACGACGCUGAGGUGAGGGAGAUAGUGGUGGAUUACUUGGUGCACACGUGCUGCAAGGAGACGGCCCAGACGUUGGUGUCAGACGCGGGGCUUCCAGAUAUCGAAGAUCGGAUUCUGGACAUGGAGACAAGAAAACCAAUUUGCGAACACGUCCUUCGGGGGGACGUCUUGAAAGCGAUCGAGUUGACCAAUAAGGUGGCGGCGCACGUGCUCUCAGAAAACACCGACGUCUACUUUGAGCUCUUGGCGCUCCACUUCAUUGGGCUUGUGUCAGCAAAAGACAGCUUGGGAGCCCUACACUUCGCUCGAGAGCAGCUGAAGCCGUUUGGGAAGCAGGAGCGGUUUGUGGAGCGACUGCAGGACUGCAUGGCGCUAUUAGCGUACGAGGAACCUGAAAAGUCGCCCAUGUUUGACCUGCUCGAAGACGUGUACCGGGAACGGGUGGCAGAGCUGCUCAACGGCGCUCUUUUGGCGCACUGGCACAUGCCGGCCCAGGCGUCGGUCGAGAAGCUCAUACGGCAGGCGGUCGUCGUGCGAAAGGUCAUGCACCAAGAGAGAGUGCGGGAACACGUGCCCCCGUUCUCUCUUUCGGACUUCAUCAACCGGAAGUCAGUCCCGCGCUGAUGCCAGCUAGGGCCAAUACCACAGUAGGAAACAAUCAUGUUGACCUGAUUGAUGUACAGUUACCAAAGUAAAGCUGGUAUCACCAGUGCGUCGCACGCCUCAUAGAUCAUUGCAUAGGCCGAAACAUGCAGGUUAAUUCUAGAACGGUGCGAAGUCCCAAUGGGCGGUGACUCUACCUUACAGUACAGGCAGUCCCCCAAAAGUACCAACACCCCUAGGCUAGACUGAGCACGAAUAGGAGCUCGUAGAUUAAUCUCAUAUCGUGCAACAAGCUCGCAGUGUCCAACUGCAUGACCUGAUGGUGCUUUCGAGAAGCCGAAGGGUGCACGGUCAAGCAUGUGCUCAGAGCAGUAUGCGUUGCCAGGACUCUGUGGCACCGCUAGGCAUACUUUCGACAGAUUGGCAACCGGCCCUGCAUCCAUGAGGCUAGCACUGAGGCCAG